Messenger RNA from Diaporthe amygdali, 846 nucleotides. RefSeq names its product Fumarylacetoacetase. The transcript is spliced from 2 exons. The record is from RefSeq and is a predicted model, not a curated record. NCBI's taxonomy places the organism in Eukaryota, Fungi, Ascomycota, Sordariomycetes, Diaporthales, Diaporthaceae. The coding region runs from base 1 to 846 and encodes 281 amino acids. Gene Ontology annotation, molecular function: catalytic activity.
AUGGCAGGACAACCGUUCACCAACCUGAUCCGCUUUGAGGAUGAGACUGGCAAAAUCCAGUGGGGAGAUGCGUUGCCGGACAAACUUGACAGCCUAGUUGGUUCGACCGCGAAGGUCCUCGACGGCCAUCCUCUAGACGGUGGUCUGAAGAUCACAGGCAAGACGAGUACCAUCAAGAAAGUUCUAGCUCCACUCGACACAACGCCCGUGAUCCCAUGUGUCGGCAUGAACUAUCUCGCGCACAUAGUGGAGACGAAGAACGAAAUCCCUCCAAGCCCCGUCGUCUUCGUCAAGCCCGCGGACGCGCUCGCCGGCCCCUACGACGCCAUCACGAUCCCCGCGCACGCUCUCCUCAUGGAUUAUGAGGUCGAGCUGUGCCUCAUUAUCGCCAAAGACUGCAAAAACGUGCAAGCCGCUGACGCCAAGGAGUAUAUUCUCGGUUACACUGGCGGUAACGACCUGUCGUCGCGGUACUGGCAGCGCCCGCCUCAUUCGGGGGGCCAGUACUGCUAUGGUAAGGGGUUUGAUGCGUUUGCACCCAUUGGGCCGACGAUUCUGAAUGCGCAUGCCUCGGGGGUGGAUCCUUCGCAGAUUGACCUGACGUUGUGGGUCAAUGGAGAGCAGAGACAGCACACGAGCACUGGUGAUAUGGUAUUCGAUGUGUUCAAAAUCGUCGAGUUCUUGAGUAAUGGAUAUACACUGCGCAAGGGCACAAUCAUCAUGACUGGGACGCCGAGUGGCAUUGCAAGCAGGCGGGUGCCGCCGCCUUGGUUGAAGAACGGCGACGUGGUCAGGAUUGCGACGAGCCAGAUUGGAACCAUGGAGAAUAAGCUUGUGGGGUUUUGA